GAGUGCAAAGCGCCAGGACGCACUUCAUGCUCUGCAACAAUAGCGAGACUUCAUUCACACACAAGUCAUUUCUAGACACUACGAAAAAGCGUAGAAGAGUUAAUUUAUUAACAACACAGGUCAGUCAUUUCAGUUUCCUUUUUCCAUUCUUUCCUUCUUUCUUAUUUUAUUUCCUGAUUUCUUGAGUUCUUGAGUUCUUUCUCUCUCUUUCUCUCCCUUUUUCUUUCUUUGUGUCUUUCUUUCUUCUCUCGCUUUCUUUCUUUCUUUUCUCGCUUUCUCUCUUUCUUUCGUUUUCUUUCUUCUUUCCUUUCUUUCUUCCUUUCUCUUCUGCUGCACUCGGUGACGACGUGUCUUGGUUGCGCGCUUCGGACUGCGCCUGGAUUGUGAUGGACCUCCGGAGGUGUGCGCGUCCCCGGGGUGCCAGAAGACAUCUGCAAGCUUAGCCAUCCUUGGUAGCACUGAAAGGCUAAUUGGACCCGGAGGAACAAGGACAUGGCGCAUGACGAGUCAAGUUGGUCUUGUGAAAUUAGACAGAGAAUUUUUUUAAGACCCAAAAAUGGUGUCUUUUAAUCUGGAAUGAGACACAACGCAUUCGCCAUGAAUCCCUGUUGGAACCGACAACAUCAAAAAAUUCUACUAAAUAAGGACACGGAUGGGGAGUAAUUUGUUUCUCAAAAUCUGUUGUGUAAUCCUCAUUAAUGGUCACUGGUUUAUGGUCCUCUAGCACUGCUCUCCAUCUUGUUUUCCGCCAAGACCUCAAUCAUUCAAUCAAGACCUCAACCGUGGUUGACUUUACCUUUCUCUAGUUACGUCUUGUUUAGGUCGUGUCGUCGUCCACCGAUGUUGGAAAAAAAGUAACAAGCUUAAUUUUUACAAAGUAAGGAGAAGAAAAUAUCUGUUUUCUCGUAUAGGGAGCAAAAGUAUGAAGUCAUCAGAAAAAUACAUACUUAAAAGUACAAAUGCAGAUACAAUCAUGAAUUAUGUGUACUUCAUUAUUUGCCCUCUCUGGUCCCUUUGCCCGUUGUUUGUGCAGGCCACACAGUGACUUCGGUCCAGGAGCCCCUCAUGUGUGGGGCUUCCUCCUCUGUGUGCUCGUCCCCACCUCCCCUCAUCCUCCCAUCUUCAGUGGGAUGUCCCAGGUGUGUCUCCUCUUGGCCUUGCUCAUGCUCUGCAGGUGCACAAAGGUGUCUUCCACCACAUCCCUGGAGCGUUUGAAGAAGCAGUGGAGCAGCUACAAGAACCAGUGUUUAGACUUCUUGAACUCCGCACCCCCCACAACAGGGGCGGUUUGUAACAGGACCUUUGACCAGUUUGCCUGCUGGCCUGAUGGAAUCCCUGGAACCACAGUCAAUGUCUCUUGCCCUUGGUUCUUGCCAUGGCAUUAUAAAGUCCAACAGGGUGUGGUCUACAGAUUCUGCGGCCAAGAUGGUAGAUGGGCCCAGAAGAAUACCAGUGAAUGUGAGGAUGAACCUGGCCAGCAGCAAUAUGGCCGCAUCCUCAGUAAGUUUCGGAUCAUGUAUACGGUGGGAUAUUCUCUGUCUCUGGGAGCUCUUCUACUGGCUCUGGGAAUCCUCAUCAGCUUCAGGAAGCUGCACUGCAUGAGGAACAACAUCCACAUGAACUUGUUUGCUUCCUUCAUCCUGAGAGCCGUGUCCAUUCUGGUCAAAGAUGCCCUGUUGACCCACACCCUGGACCCCAGGAGCAGUGGUGAAACUCGGGCUCAAACAUGGGUCAACAUACCGGCUGUGAUUUGGUGUCGGGGCGCCAUGGUGAUGAUGCAGUACACCGUGAUGGCCAACAACUAUUGGCUGUUGGUGGAAGGCAUCUACCUGCACAGCCUGCUCAUCGUCAAUGUGUUCAGUGAGAAGAAGUACUUUUAUAUUUACAUGGCCAUCGGUUGGGGUGCACCACUUGUAUUUGUUUCCCCCUGGAUCACAGUGAAGUACCUCUAUGAGAAUGAGGAGUGCUGGGAGAGAAAUGUAAACAUGGGAUACUGGUGGAUAAUCCGUUUCCCAAUUUUGGUUGCUUACUUGAUAAAUUUUUUCAUUUUCAUACGUAUCAUCAAAAUUUUGAUGUCUAAACUCAGAGCUCAUCAGAUGAGAUACACAGACUACAAAUUCAGAUUAGCAAAAUCGACACUGACUCUAAUCCCUCUGCUGGGGAUACACGCUCUUCUCUUCACCUUUGUCAUCGACGAGUCCGUACCAAAAGGUUCCAUGCUGCGCCUGAUACGGCUCUUCUGUGACCUCCUGUUCAACUCAUUCCAGGGGCUGCUUGUUGCCAUCUUGUACUGCUUUGUCAACAAAGAGGUGCAGUCAGAGAUUCUGAAAAAGUGGAAGCGGUGGAAGCUGGGUCAGGACAUUGGCGAGGAGUACCGCCACACCCACAGCCAGACGCCACACAUCAAAAGUGGCAGCAUCGGCACAGGAAACCUGCCUGAUCUCCAUGACAACAACACCAGUGACCCCAUUGGGGGAUCACCGGGGGGUACACCGGAACACAAAAAAGAUGACAGAGGCUCAUCCAGCUCCACCGCACCUGAUGAAAACCGCCAGUUGGUUGUAUCCCACAGCAACGGGAUCGGGAAAGUCAACAAACAGACCUUUCACCUCUCAUUCUUGUCACAGCGAGCCGCCACUAGCCACGCCAACACCGCCUCAGAGGAUGUGUGUCUGGAAGAGAGGGUGCACUCUUACCCAAUGGGAGGAGAAGAAACUGAUGUCUGAGUCCUCCGUCAACGUGGCAAUGCUUUUAACCAGUUUAAAGGGACAUGUAAUGGUUUGAGGGGGGCUUAAGCAAAAAAAACAAAAACAAAAGACCAGACAUGCAGAAUGAAAUAAUGACAGUAGAAUCCAACAAAGGUCAUGUGCUGUACAAUGUGAUCGUGUUCGUGACUGUGUACUUUUCAUGUUGGGAAUUAUGCUUCUGUUGUGUGCCUCUUUGUUAUAAUGGAUGCACAUUUGUGGUACUGCCCAACACGACUCGCUGAGUUUCAAUGGCUUUAAAAAAACAUCUAUUUUAUAAAACUGAAUGUGAACUACAGCAUGCAUCGCUUGAAAGCAUCUUUACCUAGUGCAGUCCACAAAGUAUUCCCGCACAAUGACCACAGCAUCUAUGCCGCAUUGUUUAAACGUGUUUUUUUUUUUUUUCACGUGACCAAAGCCAAAUAGUUAAAUAAUUAUGUAUGUGUAUUAGUGUCUUUAAUUAUUCCACGAACAUUCAUUUUCCCCAUGGUAUAGCUAUAUUUUGGUAAAUGUACAAUGGUGAAAUAUGGGUGGAAUAAUGUUAGACUUAAACUAUCACGAAAGAUGUAUACUGGCUACCACAACUGGAUGUUUUGUGAAGACUUAAUUUUCACUCAAUUACCUUUUAACAAACUUGCAUUUUAAAGAGCUAAAAAACAAUGUAACACAAAUUGUUAUCUUGUGUAGCAAUAGAUUGAUGCUUUGGAUCACCAUCAUCAUGCUAUUCUGUCAUCCCUCACAUUUUGAGCUGUAUAUUUUCUAAAAAGGAUGCAUGCACGCAUAUAAUUGUAUGUGUAUCGUGUGUACUCAAAAGUCCUUGCACAAUGACUGUCAUUUGUAAGGGGAAGGUGAUACAUUUUGUUGCUGCUGCAUUUGCAGUUCUUUUGAAAGAGUACCACAGUCACAGACUUGAUCUUUUUUAAUAGAUUAUUAAAUUUUCUCCUUCCAUUGAAGGAGAAUGUGCCACACAUACUGUAGCCAAUUGCUUCCGUUGUUGCGUUGUUAAAAUAUAUGAGUAAAAAUGUUAUUUAUCUUAUGUUUUUGUUUUUAUUUGUUUAUCUUCAAAUUGUUUGGCAAAUGUUAAUUUGUUGCACUGGAGUGAGAAUUUAUACUGUAAAUAUACUGUUGGUAAAAUAGAAUAUGAAGACAAAAUGCAGGACGGCUGACUCAAAUACAAAAACUAUUUAUUAAAAGGACAGGUCCCGCGACCCUAGUGAGGAUAAGCAGAACGGAAGAUGAAUGAAUGAAUGAAAAAGGACCGGUGAGGGUGGAAACUAAUGUCAAAACAGGAGCAAGUUGUAGAUGAAAGCCAAUUUUUGUGUUGACGUGUGUGUGUGUGUGAAUUCUAUUAAAGGAGUUCUGGUCC
Molecule: messenger RNA, 4110 nt
Organism: Phyllopteryx taeniolatus (common seadragon)
Lineage: Eukaryota; Metazoa; Chordata; Actinopteri; Syngnathiformes; Syngnathidae
Gene: gcgrb
Product: glucagon receptor b
Exons: 15
Coding region: 981-2726 (581 amino acids)
Biological process (GO): adenylate cyclase-activating G protein-coupled receptor signaling pathway; cell surface receptor signaling pathway
Cellular component (GO): plasma membrane
Molecular function (GO): glucagon receptor activity; peptide hormone binding; gastric inhibitory peptide receptor activity
Source: RefSeq, a predicted model, not a curated record